CGGAUUUUUAAUUCUUAUCCAAAAACACACAUACACGCAUACAUCUUAAUUAAUGUUAUCCCUAAUAUUCAUGCAAUAUUUUAUCACCUUCACUUCACUCAUAUAAAGAAGACUCUCUUCCUCACUUUUUGCAAUCUAAACCAACCUUUUACUUUUUCUUCUCUUUCUUUUUUCCAAAGAAUUAGAAAAGCUUCGAAGCUCAACCUCAACAGCAUAUUCUUCAUGGCUAGUGAAAUUAAGAUCAAAUAUGAAGAGGAAUUCAUAUUGAAUUCUAGAGGAAAAAGGCUUUUUUCAAGCAGAUGGAUUCCUGAGAACGAAAAUCCAAAAGCAUUAAUCUUUAUGUGUCAUGGAUAUGCCAUGGAGUGCAGCAUGACCAUGCAAAGCACGGCAACAAGACUUGCAAAGGGUGGAUUUGCGGUAUAUGGUUUGGAUUAUGAAGGACAUGGAAAAUCAGAUGGGCUAUUUGGUCUUGUUAAUAAGUUUGAGAAUAUCGUUGAUGAUUGUUUCCACCAUUUUAGCACCAUAUGUGAAAAAGAGGAAAAUAGGAACAAGAUGAGAUAUUUGUUAGGAGAAUCAAUGGGAGGAGCUGUUGCUCUGCUUUUGCACCGGAAAAAUCCACAUUAUUGGGAUGGUGCUAUUUUGGCUGCACCCAUGUGUAAGAUGGCAGAUGAUAUAAGACCCAAUGCAAUUAUGGUAACUAUAUUGAGUGGAUUAAGCAAAAUCUUUCCAACAUGGCAAAUAGUCCCUGGCCAAGAUAUCAAUGAGAUUGCCUUUAAACUUCCUGAAGUCAGACAGCAGAUUAAAGCUAAUAAAUAUUGCUACAAAGGCAAGCCUCGUUUGAAAACAGCUUUCGAACUUAACAGGGUCUGUACAGAAUUUGAGCAAAGAUUAAAUGAGGUUUCACUACCUUUUUUGGUUUUACAUGGUGAAGAAGAUAGAGUGACUGAUAAAGCAGUGAGCAAACAAUUAUAUGAUGUGGCCUCAAGCACUGAUAAGACACUGAAGUUGUACCCAGGAAUGUGGCAUGGUCUAUUGUUUGGAGAGCCACCAGAAAAUUUGGACAUUGUAUUCAAAGAUAUUAUUAGUUGGAUAGAGGAGAGAUCUCGUUAUGGUAACACAAGAUUAGAGAGAGAACUGAAACAACAAAAUGAAGAUUUUGUAAAAACUAGCUACUAAUAUUCUGAUUUCUAGUUUUCAAUAAUAAGUUAUUAUUAGUGUUUAAUAUUCUUAAUGUAAGCUAUGAUGUGUGUGACUCUUGCAAAAAUUGCAAUUACAUACUAUAUUGUUUUACUAGA
Cicer arietinum (chickpea) is the source of this 1295-nucleotide messenger RNA. Its product is annotated as caffeoylshikimate esterase-like. NCBI's taxonomy places the organism in Eukaryota, Viridiplantae, Streptophyta, Magnoliopsida, Fabales, Fabaceae. The record is from RefSeq and is a predicted model, not a curated record.